AUGAGCGAGGAGUGCCAAAAGUAUUCAGACGUUGUCAAACUAUGUAAUCUGCUCAAAGACGGAGCUAACAGAUUGCUUUUACAAGACUGUCCAGAAGAGAUAUCAGUCUAUGGUAUUCUUGUUGGUGAGUCACAAGGCUACUGUAUAUUCAAUGGACUUGACGUAUACGCACAUGUGUGCAGGCUGUAUGAGUUGGGGGAAUUUUUAAUCCCUUACACAUUGCUUGAUCUGUGUCAACUUGACCACAUGUUUGAUACUCUGAUCAGUUUACAAGAACUGUUGGGCAAGUCAAGUCACCGAUGCUAG
Messenger RNA from Rhizopus microsporus ATCC 52813, 306 nucleotides. RefSeq lists its product as uncharacterized. Lineage: Eukaryota; Fungi; Mucoromycota; Mucoromycetes; Mucorales; Rhizopodaceae. Bases 1 to 306 code for a protein of 101 amino acids. The record is from RefSeq and is a predicted model, not a curated record. The transcript is spliced from 3 exons.